CGGUGAUCAGUCGUUGCCGCGCGCUCACCGAGUGUACGUCGGUGUUUCACGCGCUACGUAUCGAGGCCCCGCGUUCGUUCGCAUCGUCUAAUCGAAUGAGCGUACGUACGUCGCGUUUGACGAUCGGUAGAGGAGAAGAGGAGAGAAGCUCGAUUUCUACUACGAUGACGUUGGUGUACCUUAAAGAUCGUUCAUCCCGCGUGUGAUCGAGAGGGAGCGAGAGAAAGAAUUACGAGAGGGGAGAAUUAAGAGAGAGAGAAAGAGAGAAAAAGGAUCGGCGAAUAAAUAAAUAAAGCGAAGGUAUUAGCACGGAAGAUGCCAAGGUGAUCCUGUUUGCCGCCUCGACAAGCUACUCUUUGACAUCUUGUUAUCCGGAGGUUGUGUGGAGGUUGUUCUCCGCCCAGUAAAUCGGUUAAUCGGGAUAUAAUAGGAAUAAUUGACGUGUGAUAACGGAGCGUGGCGACCGCGUGAAAAGAAAGAAAAAGUGGUGGACCCUUUUCGUCAUCCACGUUGCGUUUCACGCAUACUGGCGCGUUGUUCUCGCCGUACGGUGGAAUCGUUCACGAUUGUGCCGCGAUCAUGCACCACACGGCGCCCUGGUAUCUACCCUGGGGCCUGAAGCUGGUGCCACUGCCUAUACCGCCUGGACACCCCGCUUCCGGCAUCCCCAAUCCCGGAUUGCACCUGCUUGCACCUCUGCCGGGGAUCUACGCCCCUGAACCGCGAAAGGUCGAUCUGAAGCCCCUGCGGGAGGCGACGAUCGCCGUCCCGACGCCCAAGAUCUCCGAGAAGCGGAAGGCGGAGGAAGCCGACGCAAGCAAGGACUUGAAAAAGGCGAAGCUAGAGACGAAAGCGUUGAAAGCGAAGAGGCCAGGAUUCACGGACGAGCGGUACAACGAGACGAGCUAUUACGUGGAGAAUGGGUUGAGGAAAGUGUACCCCUAUUACUUCACCUUCACCACGUUCACGAAAGGGAGAUGGGUGGGGGAGAAGAUCCUCGAGGUGUUCGCGAGAGAGUUUCGAGCGCAUCCGGCCGAGGAGUACGAGCGUUGCAUCCGUGCCGGUACCUUGACCGUCAACUAUCAGAAGGUGGACGUGGACUACAGGCUGCGGCACAACGAUCUGUUGGCCAACGUCGUUCACAGACACGAGGUGCCUGUCACCUCGGAGCCGAUCACGGUGAUACACAUGGACGAGGACGUCGUCGUGGUCAACAAGCCCGCCUCCAUCCCUGUGCACCCGUGCGGACGAUACCGGCACAACACGGUCGUCUUCAUUCUCGCCAAGGAGUACAACCUGAAGAACCUGAGGACGAUACACAGGCUCGACAGACUGACCAGCGGUAUUCUCCUUUUCGGUAGAACGCCGAAGAAGGCGAGGCAGAUGGAGCACCAAAUAAGAAACAGACAGGUUCACAAGCAGUACGUGUGUCGAGUGGAAGGUGAGUUCCCCGAGGAAGAGGUGGUUUGCUCGGAGCCGAUCGAGGUGGUGUCUUACAAGAUCGGCGUGUGCAAGGUCUCGGAGAAGGGGAAGGACUGCGUGACGCGUUUCAAGCGGCUCAGCUACAACGGCAAGUCGUCGGUGGUCCUUUGCAAGCCUCAGACCGGCAGGAUGCACCAGAUCCGCGUCCACCUUCAGUACCUCGGUUACCCGGUGGUGAACGAUCCUCUCUACAACCACGUGGUGUUCGGGCCGGAGAAGGGGAAGGGUGGGAACAUCGGGAAGACGGAUCAGGAGUUGGUCAGGGAUCUGAUCAGCAUCCACAACGCGGAGAAUUGGCUAGGGAUGGACGGGGACUCGGAGAUGAGUCUGUUCAAGCCGAAGCUGGACAUGGAGGAUCGAGUCUCGUUGAACAACGACAAGGAUGGCUCGUCGCCCUCCUCGACGCCCGGCCUGGCCGAGGAGGAGCAGCAGCAGCAGCAGCAGCAGCAGCAGCAGCAGCAGCAACAGCAGCAGCAACAGCAGCAGCAACAGGAGCAAUCGUUGAAGGUGACGGUCGGCACGCAGACGGGAUCUGAGCCGCCCGACUCCAGUUUCACGAACGACAAGAUGACAGUAGAUCCGCACUGCUACGAGUGCAAAGUGAAGUACAGAGACCCGAAACCAUCCGACCUGGUCAUGUAUCUGCACGCGUGGCGCUAUUGCGGCCCAGGCUGGGAGUACGAGACGCCGCUACCCGCCUGGGCGGCCAGCGACUGGACCGAGGAGGAACGAUAGUCGAGGUCCGCCGAGAGCAUCGAGACGAGCCGUCAUCACCCUUCGACGCCCCUUUUUGAUAUCCUUACCCCGUGCCUUCCAUCCGCCAUCGAGCGAUCUCGACCAUCGUACAUGUACCCAUCCCUGUGACCAGGUGGUCGCUGGACUCGCGAAUAAAUUCAGGAGACCUAGACGUUGGUCCUCUCCUUCGGGAGUGGUCCGUGGUCACGCCUGGUCUGCGCAGACAUUCGAGGCUGUUUGAAUAUAUAUAUAUG
Molecule: messenger RNA, 2471 nt
Organism: Apis laboriosa (Himalayan honeybee)
Lineage: Eukaryota; Metazoa; Arthropoda; Insecta; Hymenoptera; Apidae
Gene: nesd
Product: RNA pseudouridylate synthase domain-containing protein 2
Exons: 7
Coding region: 580-2217 (545 amino acids)
Biological process (GO): pseudouridine synthesis; spermatogenesis; male meiosis cytokinesis
Molecular function (GO): pseudouridine synthase activity; RNA binding
Source: RefSeq, a predicted model, not a curated record